UGUCACACCAGGCGCUCACGCGCGCGGUGAUGUCACGGAAGGGGAGUUCAGGACGGGUCUGUCCGCUGGACAACAGGAAGGACCGACACACGCGGGGCUGGAACCAACCAACCACUGCUGCCACGGAAAAGUCUGCAUAAUCCCCACAACAAAUAUGUGCUUUGACUCGACUCUGGUGUAAGUUUUGUGAAGAGAUUCAACUUUACCGCCGUUCGGUCACGGACACGCGGGCAGCAGCGCGCUGUUAGGUGGCGGAUUCUGGAGGAGGAAUGGACGCUUCCAAAGCUGGACACACUCGAGAGGACUGACCCUCCUGCCCGCACCUCCAUGUCCCCUUCCUCGCCGUGCCAGGUGCCUGCUCGGGACAAUGGGGGCUACGGCUACAGGCACGCGCCCGUGUCACCCGCUCCGCCCGUCCCUCCGAGGAGGCUCCGGAGCCGGGACGGGGGCGCCGGAGGGCGGACGCGGCGAUCCGGAGCAGACAAGCCGGAGAGGAGGUUGAAGUGUGUCCUGGUGGGGGACGGAGCUGUGGGGAAAACCAGCCUGGUUGUCAGCUACACCACCAACGGUUACCCCACCGAGUACGUCCCGACUGCCUUCGACAACUUCUCAGCAACUGUGUCCGUGGAUGGGCAGCCAGUCCGACUACAACUGUGUGACACAGCAGGACAGGAUGAGUUUGAUAAGCUCCGCCCCCUGUGUUACACCAGUGCAGAUGUGUUCCUGCUGUGCUUCAGUGUGGUCAGUCCUGCCUCCUUUCAGAACGUCCCAGAAAAAUGGGUACCUGAGAUCCACAAACACGCCCCGUUUGUGCCCCUUGUUCUGGUUGGGACACAGUGUGACCUUCGAGAGAACGUCAAGGUCCUCAUCGAUCUGGCCAAAUACAAAGAGCGGCCUGUGGACCUGGCGGACGCGCAGGACUGUGCUGUGGAGAUCGGAGCUGUGGCUUACGUGGAGUGUUCCUCUCUGACCCAAAAGAAUCUCAAGGAAGUGUUUGACACGGCCAUACUGGCCAGCCUGCAGAACCACAGCCCUCGAAAUCCCAGGCGAGCAAAACAAAAACGUUGGACAAAGCAGAGGCAGGCGCCGAACAAGAUGAAAAGACUGUCAAAGUCGUGGUGGAAAAGGUACUGUUGCGUGGCCUAGAGUCCGCCCUGGCUCCUGUUGUGUCUGGACUCGAGCUUUUUCUGCCUGAAGGAGCCAGACGCAGGGAACCAAGGAAGUCUGUCUUUGACGUUACUACUGAGCCUCUCCUGUGUAAUGUUGGACUAAACUGGCAUCGGUCAGUAGGUUUUGGGGACAACAUGCUGAUUAUUCCAAAUUUGAGGAGUUACUUGGAAUGAAUCCCAUCUACUCUAUUAUGGAUUCAAACUGAUUUUUCUUAUUGCAUCGUUGGGUAACCAGACUGCCAACAGGAUGUCAUUGUCAGCACUGGUGACCAAAGUAAAAACUUUUUCUUAAAUGCAUCCAAUUUUAGACUGCUUUAAAAAAAAAUAAAAAAAACGGCUGCAUGAGCUCGAGCUUCCCACAGACAAAACCCUCUUCAAUAUUUUCUGAUCAAGCAUACAGAUACUUUAAAGACAUUUUGUAACCAGGCUAUUGUUUUUGUAAAGAAACUUACUAACUGCUAGCCUUAUUUAUCCUGGGCUUCAUCUGACUUUUAUUGAACGUGCCUGUAAGUGUACUCUGGAAUAAGCCUCACGUCUUAUUUGAAUUUCACUUUAAACUGGUGUGAGACUUGAAUCCUGUGUAACUUGGGUUCAACUUGCACAUUCUUUUUGCUUGAUGAAAACAUGUUUUUUCUUUUGUCUUAAGCAAAUGACUUCUCAUGAAAACAUAAAAGCUCAGACUCUCUUCUGUGAAAGCACACUGUGUCUUAACUUGGAGUUUUACUUUAAGCUGUGAUAACCGUCUACAUCUGCCCCAGGCGGAUCGGCAUAUUGAAGUGUUUGUGGGUCCAUUUGGGUUUAGAAAACCCCUUUGAUAUAAAAUGCAGUUGACUAAAUGGAUUUGAAACAUUCAUUUUUAGAAGCAAUAGCUUCCUUUCAGAGUUUCAUGGUGCAAAAAAACCCAAAAACCAAACAGACACAAUAAAUCAGAUUCAUGUUGGG
Molecule: messenger RNA, 2111 nt
Organism: Oryzias melastigma (Indian medaka)
Lineage: Eukaryota; Metazoa; Chordata; Actinopteri; Beloniformes; Adrianichthyidae
Gene: rhoua
Product: ras homolog family member Ua
Exons: 4
Coding region: 328-1146 (272 amino acids)
Biological process (GO): small GTPase-mediated signal transduction
Molecular function (GO): GTPase activity; GTP binding
Source: RefSeq, a predicted model, not a curated record